This is a messenger RNA of Mitosporidium daphniae, 660 nucleotides long. RefSeq names its product folylpolyglutamate synthase. The record is from RefSeq and is a predicted model, not a curated record. Gene Ontology annotation, molecular function: tetrahydrofolylpolyglutamate synthase activity; ATP binding. The coding region runs from base 1 to 660 and encodes 219 amino acids. NCBI's taxonomy places the organism in Eukaryota, Fungi, Microsporidia. The transcript has a single exon. Gene Ontology annotation, cellular component: cytoplasm; mitochondrion; cytosol. Gene Ontology annotation, biological process: tetrahydrofolylpolyglutamate biosynthetic process.
AUGUUCCUGUUGGUAUUUGAUGCUUGUUUAUGUGCAGAGGGAUCGCAUCAGCUGAUGAAUGCUUCUUUGGCAAUCAACUCGGUCGAUCUUGUGCUCAAACGUCUUUCAAGUCUUUGCACUUUGAUUACAUUUGACAAGGUUACCAUGAGAUGGCCGGGCCGAUGCGAGAUUCUGUUAUCGCCAAAAGUACUUCCAGGCGUUAGAUUAUUUAUUGACGGGGCCCACACGUCCGAAUCGAUUGGCCUGGCAACAAAGUGGUGGAACGACGCAAACAAGCCGUAUCGGGCGUCCUCCAAUUCAUACCUCCUGUUCUCUUGCUCUGAACAGCGGAAUUCUAAAUACAACCUUUUCAACGCUGUUUUGGAACAAUCGGAAACCCCUUUUGCUGCAAUAUUCAAUGUCGAUGCCGAAAAGCUGAGGGCGCUCCAGUAUGUCGAUGGGUUUUGUCCACAGUUUUCUGUUGCGAAUGCGGAGGUGCUAAAAUUGCGCAAUGGCGUGGAUUUUCACAUUUCAGACCCCAUAAACAUGCUUUCAACGCUAAAAUCCAACAUACCUGAAGGCUCAAACCUGCUGGUCGUUGGGAGCCUGUUCCUUGUGGCCACAAUUUUCAACAUUUUGGAUAUUCCAGUGUUUGGCCACGCCACCACCUUUCAGUAUUAA